This is a messenger RNA of Jaculus jaculus (lesser Egyptian jerboa), 7903 nucleotides long. It is a transcript of the gene Unc13b, whose product is annotated as unc-13 homolog B. Gene Ontology annotation, biological process: presynaptic dense core vesicle exocytosis; neuromuscular junction development; synaptic transmission, glutamatergic. The record is from RefSeq and is a predicted model, not a curated record. Bases 700 to 6654 code for a protein of 1984 amino acids. The transcript has 34 exons. Lineage: Eukaryota; Metazoa; Chordata; Mammalia; Rodentia; Dipodidae. Gene Ontology annotation, molecular function: calcium ion binding; syntaxin-1 binding; phospholipid binding. Gene Ontology annotation, cellular component: presynaptic membrane; terminal bouton; plasma membrane.
CUCCUCUCAAAGCACGGAAUCAUUGAGUUAGAAUUCCACAACCAGUUGAAGUUUGGCUGCUGUUGCCUUCAGCAGGCUGGUCUUCAGAAUCCCCCCUGACAGAGGUGCGGACCAGAUUGGAUUCCUAUUGCAGCCGGAGACUCCUGCCCCGCCUUCACUGAGGGAUUUCUUUGCUAGGCAUUGUUCCUAUCAUCAACUUUGCACCGAGGAGGCAGCCAGCUGGGUGCAACUGAAAAUAAUAGCUCCUUGGCUCUGUUUGUCUGUUGGGAAAGCCACUGCGCCGUGGCUUAGAAAGUUCUCUUCCCGUGGCUUCUCUGUCAAACCAAGGAGUGCUUCUGAAUGGAUUUCCUCUUAAAGGCAUCACUUGUGUUCUAAAAGUCAAGAAUUUGUGGUUUUUUUUUUUCUUUUCUUUUCAUUUCCUUAACCCCUGUUUUGGUUGCAGCAACAAGCUACAGAAUAAGAGUCAAGCCAGGAUCCAGGGCCAUGUGCCAGGCUUGGAGGCUACACAUGAGGCCAUUCCAGGCAGCCCUGUGGGUUAAGCUCAAGGCAUCAGUCAACAAUAAUUGCUAGAAACAGACCAAACAAAUAAAAGGGGAAGAAAAAACAGUACAGAUAAUUUUUCUUUUAAGCAUCCUGAUAAAAAAAAAAAAUAAGAGAACGAAGCAAAGAACCAACACCACCUAGACGCUGAGGGAGAAAAUGAAGCGAUUGCUACAAGAGUCAGAGGAAGAAAUUAUGGUCACCUUGGGGCCUUCAUCCAGGCUUUCACCAGAUAAGGUCAAGGCAGAGACUAUGUAUGGUGUCAUCAGUAAGUCCUCAGGCCCUGCUGGAUCCUUAUCAGAGGACAACUUACCCUCUUGCUAUGGGUCAGCAGCCUCAGCCACCAAUGGAGAUAAAGAUGGGGACCGACUUUGCAGCUUUGGGCAGCAGGCCAGUAGCCAUCUUCCUCUGGCCUCUGCUGCCUGUGUUUCAGGGUCUGGUUCUCAGGUCCCAUCAUCUGUCAGCAUUACCACAAGCUGUCAAGAGCCCUCAGAGAAGAAUGACACCAAGCCCCUUUUGUACAGAAGUCCUGGCCAAGGAUGCAGCCAUGACCAGCGAGAGCCUUUGGGGGAUGUAGUAGAAUAUAUCAUCAGAGAGCUGCAGGGCAUCAGCCGUCUUCAGUCUGAGAUUGCUGAGCUGCAGCAGCAUUUGAGCCAAGUCCAGGGUUCGGUGGAUGAAGUAUCUAGCUGUGUAGACUCGGUACUGAGUGAAAUAGAAGGCUUGCAUGUGAGCAGCAGCUCCCUGGCCAAAGUAUGUGAAGGGGGAAAGGCCCAGGAAACCCCUGUGGGAAGACCCAGUGAGGAAGCCAUUCUUUACCUGUAUGGACUUCCUGAACAAGAUGGGGAAAACACUAUGGAAUUAGUGGACAACUUUCUAACCAAGCACCUCUGUGUUAAUGGCAUGCAGUGCAGCAGGUACAUCAGAGAAGCCUACAGGGCCGGCACAGCUCCUGCUCCUAGGCCCACUGUCGUGAAACUUGUCCAUUUAGAACAUAGAGACUUCAUCUUGCAGAAAUCCCUCCUCUUGCAGAGUGUGGGGGUCAGGGUUGCCACAAGAGAAGAGCUAAGUUGGCCACAGGGCUGUAAGAGUCCCCAGAAGGAGCUCAUGUCAUGUUUGCAACAACUUCAAGAUCCUGGAUUAGAUUCAUUAAACCAGGAUAAACCAGCUCUUCAGAUGGAAACAGGGGCCAGAAGACUCAUGAUAGAACCAUACCAAAUGAGUGCUCCCAGUCAACAUGGAGAACACCAGACUUCUGAGCAACAAGGCCCUUGCUUCCCACCAAAGGAAAACUUAGCAAAACAGAGUCAUAUGUCUAAACCAGAGGAAUUAAAACAAACAUCGAGAACAUUCCAGAUAAUUUGUGACAGCUGUGGUGAACUGUCUCCUCUUCAUCAACUUGAAGAUCCUUCCUCAGUAUUAAAAUCAAAAGAGGAAGAUUGUGGGAAAUCUCAGAUUUUCAAACAGGGCAGCCAAGAACUUGAAGCAUGUAAAGGGGCAGAACUAGGAAAUGACCACAGCGAUGAAAGUAAGGCCAACAGCUGCCUGCCACUGUCGGUGUCACUGAAGGGGGAGAGGGUAAAUGCAGAGGAGGAGCCGCGGGGCUGGGAAGGUGGGCUUGCUAUUCUGAGCUCAGAGCAGCUAGAGGACCUUUUGGCAGACAAGUCCAAAAGGUUUGCAACCCUGAGCUCUGGCAGCAUGAUGGAGGAAAUGGUCCUAGGGCCCGAGUCUUUCAGUAACAUGGUUCAUAUUGACCUGAACGAAGGAGAGCAAUGUGCUGCACAGGUCCUUCAGGAUGUCUUGGACAAGUCUUGUGUUCUGGGUGGAUCACAGGAGGAUGAGGAUGUGGAAAUCAAGUUUUAUACAACUAAGCUGGGCCGAGCAAUUCACCACUUCCGUUCGGCUCUGCAGGGGGUGUUUCAGAAGCUGGAAAACAGUGAGUCCAUCAGUCCUGAGGACCUAGAAAGCAAUGAGAGCGGUUCCCAGUCAGAGAAUAGUGAUCGACUUCUUGGAACAGUGAGUUCUGGGGGUACUCAAGAUUUCUCCAUGGAGAGCCCUGGCAGUCAGGGGAGUGAGAGCUUGCUCAGUGUGGCCUCUGGUGGAGUGAGCCACUGUGUACAAGGUGACCAAACCCCUCAAGACCCAAGCAUCUUCUCUCUUGCCUCUAAUAACUCACCUCUUGUAUACUCACUGCCCAGUUUCCCUCUGGCCCCAUGUCUGGGAAGUGACACUUGUUCCAGACCUGCCUCUCCCAAUCAAGGCAAACUGAGUUUAGAGCAAGUGUGCGCAGAGACCAUUUACCUCAACAAGUGCAUCAACAAUUUUAAAAAUGUUCUAAGAGAAAAAAGACUGAGGCAGAAAAAACUUUUGCAUGAGCUAGUACAGAAGGCAAACCACCUUUCAGUUGAAGACACGCCCUCAGAAGGAAAACAAGAAGCCCUUCAGAUUCCAGAUGAUGGUGACCCUUCCCUGCCUCAGUGGCUCCCAGAAGGGCCAGCUGGGGGGCUCUAUGGCAUUGACAGCAUGCCAGAUCUACGCAGAAAGAAGCCGCUGCCACUUGUCAGUGAUCUGGCUAUGUCACUGGUCCAGUCCAGGAAGGCGGGGAUUACUUCUGCAAUGGCUACACGUACCUCUCUCAAGGAUGAAGAGCUGAAAUCCCAUGUGUAUAAAAAAACCCUGCAAGCCUUAAUCUACCCCAUCUCGUGUACCACACCCCACAACUUUGAGGUCUGGUCAGCCACUACCCCUACCUACUGCUAUGAAUGUGAAGGCCUGCUCUGGGGCAUUGCCCGGCAGGGCAUGCGCUGCAGUGAAUGUGGAGUCAAGUGCCAUGAGAAGUGCCAGGACCUGCUCAAUGCCGACUGUCUACAGCGGGCUGCAGAAAAGAGCUCUAAACACGGUGCUGAGGACCGGACACAGAACAUCAUCAUGGCCAUGAAGGACCGCAUGAAGAUCCGGGAGCGGAAUAAGCCUGAGAUUUUUGAAGUUAUCCGGGAUGUCUUCACAGUGAACAAAGUUGUCCAUGUGCAGCAGAUGAAAACAGUGAAGCAGAGUGUCCUGGAUGGCACUUCCAAAUGGUCAGCCAAAAUCACCAUCACUGUGGUGUGUGCCCAGGGCCUACAAGCCAAAGACAAGACAGGAUCCAGUGACCCUUAUGUGACUGUGCAAGUUGGGAAAACCAAGAAGCGUACCAAAACCAUUUUUGGAAAUUUGAAUCCUGUUUGGGAGGAGAAGUUCCAUUUUGAGUGCCACAACUCCUCUGACCGCAUUAAGGUACGAGUGUGGGAUGAGGACGAUGACAUCAAAUCCAGAGUGAAGCAGCGGCUAAAGCGAGAGUCCGAUGAUUUCCUUGGCCAAACCAUCAUUGAGGUUCGAACACUGAGUGGCGAGAUGGAUGUCUGGUACAAUCUAGAAAAGAGGACAGACAAGUCAGCUGUCUCCGGGGCUAUCAGACUACAAAUAAGUGUGGAGAUCAAGGGGGAGGAGAAGGUAGCCCCAUACCAUGUGCAAUAUACAUGCCUCCAUGAGAACCUUUUCCAUUUCCUCACUGACAUUCAGGGUGGUGGAGGAGUCUGUAUCCCUGAGGCUCGAGGAGAUGAUGCGUGGAAGGUGUACUUUGAUGAAACUGCUCAAGAAAUUGUGGAUGAAUUUGCCAUGCGCUAUGGUGUAGAGUCCAUCUAUCAGGCUAUGACGCAUUUUGCAUGUUUGUCAUCCAAAUACAUGUGUCCUGGUGUGCCAGCUGUGAUGAGUACUUUACUGGCCAACAUCAAUGCCUACUAUGCCCACACAACUGCCUCUACCAAUGUCUCUGCAUCUGAUCGUUUUGCAGCCUCAAACUUUGGGAAAGAGAAAUUUGUAAAACUACUAGACCAGCUACACAACUCAUUGAGGAUCGACCUCUCUACAUACAGGAAUAACUUCCCUGCUGGAAGCCCUGAGCGACUUCAGGAUUUAAAGUCCACAGUGGAUUUGCUGACCAGCAUUACUUUCUUCAGAAUGAAGGUGCAAGAACUACAGAGUCCUCCAAGAGCCAGCCAGGUGGUAAAGGAUUGUGUGAAGGCUUGUUUGAAUUCUACAUAUGAAUAUAUAUUCAACAACUGCCAUGAUCUGUAUAGCCACCAGUACCAGCUGAAGCAGGAACUACCUCCAGAGGAACAAGGGCCCAGCAUUCGGAACCUGGAUUUCUGGCCCAAACUUAUCACGCUCAUUGUGUCGAUCAUAGAGGAAGAUAAGAAUUCCUACACACCUGUUCUGAACCAGUUUCCUCAGGAGUUGAAUGUGGGGAAAGUGAGUGCAGAAGUGAUGUGGCAUCUGUUUGCUCAAGACAUGAAAUAUGCAUUGGAGGAACAUGAGAAAGACCGGCUGUGUAAGAGUGCUGACUACAUGAACCUGCACUUCAAGGUCAAGUGGCUCCACAAUGAAUAUGUUCGGGAUCUGCCUGCCCUCCAGGGGCAGGUGCCUGAGUACCCAGCGUGGUUUGAGCAAUUUGUGCUACAGUGGUUGGAUGAGAAUGAAGAUGUGUCUUUGGAAUUCCUGCGUGGGGCCCUGGAACGAGAUAAGAAGGAUGGGUUCCAGCAGACAUCGGAGCAUGCGCUCUUUUCCUGCUCUGUGGUGGACGUCUUCACACAGCUCAAUCAAAGCUUUGAAAUCAUCCGGAAGUUGGAAUGCCCAGACCCUAGCAUCCUUGCCCACUAUAUGAGGAGAUUUGCUAAGACCAUCGGGAAAGUGCUGAUGCAGUAUGCAGACAUCUUAUCAAAGAAUUUCCCAGCUUAUUGCACAAAGGAGAAACUGCCCUGCAUCCUGAUGAACAACAUGCAACAGCUGCGGGUCCAGCUAGAGAAAAUGUUUGAAGCCAUGGGAGGCAAGGAGCUGGACUCUGAAGCAGCAGACAGUCUGAAGGAGCUACAGGUGAAACUAAAUACAGUUUUGGAUGAGCUCAGCAUGGUAUUUGGAAACAGUUUCCAGGUGCAGAUUGAUGAGUGUGUUCGACAAAUGGCCGACAUCCUGGGCCAAGUUCGGGGUACAGGGAAUGCAUCCCCCAGCGCCAGGGCCUCAGUGGCUCAGGAUGCAGACAGUGUGCUACGACCACUCAUGGACUUCCUGGAUGGCAACCUCACACUCUUCGCCACCGUGUGUGAGAAGACGGUUCUGAAGCGAGUCCUGAAGGAGCUCUGGAGAGUAGUCAUGAACACCAUGGAACGGAUGAUUGUCUUGCCCCCUCUUACAGACCAAACAGGCACCCCGCUGAUCUUCACCGCUGCCAAGGAGCUGAGCCAGCUUUCCAAACUCAAGGACCACAUGGUGCGAGAAGAAACACGCAAUCUUACUCCAAAGCAGUGUGCUGUCCUAGACCUGGCCCUGGACACCAUCAAGCAAUACUUCCAUGCAGGAGGCAAUGGGCUAAAGAAAACCUUCCUGGAAAAGAGCCCAGAUCUGCAGUCCCUGCGCUAUGCCCUAUCUCUGUACACACAGACCACAGACACUCUCAUCAAGACCUUUGUGCGUUCACAGACCGCCCAGGUGCAUGAUGGGAAAGGUGUUAGGUUUACUGCUAAUGAGGACAUUCGGCCAGAAAAGGGGCCUGGCGUGGAUGAUCCUGUGGGAGAAGUCUCUAUUCAAGUAGACCUGUUCACACAUCCUGGCACUGGGGAGCACAAGGUCACAGUGAAGGUGGUAGCUGCCAAUGACCUCAAGUGGCAAGCAGCGGGAAUGUUCCGGCCUUUUGUGGAAGUGACCAUGGUUGGCCCACAACAAAGUGAUAAGAAGAGGAAGUUCACAACCAAAUCCAAAAGCAACAACUGGGCCCCCAAGUACAAUGAGACAUUCCACUUCCUCCUGGGAAAUGAAGAGGGCCCAGAGGCCUAUGAGUUGCAGAUAUGCGUGAAGGAUUACUGCUUUGCCCGGGAGGAUCGUGUGAUAGGACUGGCAGUGAUGCCCUUGAGGGAUGUGACAGCCAAAGGCAGCUGUGCCUGCUGGUGCCCCUUGGGCCGGAAGAUCCACAUGGAUGAGACAGGCAUGACCAUUCUCCGGAUUCUGUCUCAGAGAAGCAAUGACGAGGUGGCCCGAGAGUUUGUGAAACUCAAAUCGGAAUCUCGUUCCACUGAGGAGGGGAGUUGAAAAGCUCUGGCUGAUGUGCCAGCCAGGUGGUACCAACUGCAUAAAUCUGAAGCAGUGAGAGUUAGCUGCAUAGCCUGCUUGGAGUUCUUGUAAUUAAGAGGUUGACUCCUUCAGCUAAGGAUGCAUAAGGAAACUUAGAGUAGUGAGAGUAUGGCUUUUCAGAGAAAGGAUCAUGAGUCCCUGACCAGCAAGUCUAUGGUGCUAGGAGCUAUGGGAGAUGUUUCCAUAAAUAGCAAGGGAUAGAUAUUUCUGAGCUAUUCUUAGUAGGCAUCCCUCCAGUCCACUUCCCACUUCUACCCUUCUCUAAACCACUCUGUUCAGUUAGACCCUUACAUGUCAGUGAUGAGGACAGCAAGUUUAGAAGGCCUGAGCUUAUGUGUCUGACUGGUGUGUAGGAAUUCCUGAGCCCUGUGGUCUAGAUCGGAGAUUGACUGGAGCAGGAGCACACAGAGUAGAAUUUGCUGUCUCUUGAGCUGAAAAACUGGUUUUGUGUGGCUCCAGCAAGAGAAACUGAACAGAUACUUUCUAGAAAUGAGCUGUGCUACUUUCUUCCCUCACAGUAUCCAUCAUGAGUCAAAGCAGGUUCACAUGGUGCUUCAGAGCCCUGAGCAUUAUAUUUCUUUGGAACCCAAGGCCUUGACUGCCCAGAGACAACCCCCUUAUCUUACUCCUAUAGGCAGGGGAGUUAUGCUUAGAAUACAAGAGACUGUUCUUGUAUUUAUAGACUUACAUGUAUUGAUUAGCACUAGCUGAAGGAUCCAAAGGUAUCUUCUUGGGUAGGCCCUGAACAAAGCCUGAACAAAAUUGUGGAAACAAGUCUCAAAAAGAGUGGUCCUCACCAGUGGCCACUACCUUCUGGCUGUUCUUGAAGAAAGCAUAUAGCCCUUUGGCCUCUCUUCUUGUCUUUGGGAUCAGCUGCUGUUUCUGUUAGGCAGUCAAUCAUACAGAAGGAGCUUGGACUCUCAACCCAUGGUAUAGGGAUGGAUGAGGACCUCAGCACUUCCUGGGAGGUCAGGGACUAAAUUUCAGCAGGUCUGAUGGACUUCCCAGGCCCUUGCUCAGAAAUGUGACAUGUUCCAUGGAUUUCCUCAAUAGUAGCCUCCUGAACUUCCUGAGGACCCUGCAUUGUCUGCAACUUACUGGCCAAUAUAUGAAACAGGAAGGCAAGUGUCUUUGCUGUUUUAAAUUAUUGUAUGUGCCAUUGUUACAGAGAAUUAUAGACUAGUCUGUAAUAAAUUAUGUUCUAGCA